Molecule: messenger RNA, 2656 nt
Organism: Salvelinus namaycush (lake trout)
Lineage: Eukaryota; Metazoa; Chordata; Actinopteri; Salmoniformes; Salmonidae
Exons: 8
Coding region: 22-1527 (501 amino acids)
Cellular component (GO): membrane
Source: RefSeq, a predicted model, not a curated record
UUCUCGUCAGUUUCAUUCACUAUGGCGAUGCUCAGCGUAACAGUGCUCACCAUCUUGUGGCUUGGGCAAUCAGCCAGGGUGGUUUGGACUCAGGGCCCUCUUCCAGCCCCUUCGCUCUCUUUCUACCGCCCCCGUUUUGGCCGCAACAUCCAACUUUUCUCAGACGUGGAGCUGAUCUGCACACUUCCGACCAAUGUUAGAUUGCCAAUAACUGUCUCUUUUAGCUGGGCCAACCAAUCCCUCUCUGCAAUACAUUCCCUCACCAUACAAAACAGAGAUGAUGUCAGGUUCACCACGAAAGCCAUUGCAGCCAAUGAGGGGAUCUACGUAUGCUGGUACAAUGCCAGCAAUACUGGAGACGUGUCGGGAACAAGCAAUCCAGCCAACCUUACCAUCUCCUCUCUUCCAGGGCCAAUUUUGGUGGUGCCCCCCUUCAUACCCAUCGGAGGAAACUACACCAUCAGCUGCCAAACUACCACCCGCUUCCCCAACAGAACCCUGGCCCUUUACUACAGACAGCUGCCUGUUACUGUCGGAAACGAGAUCUUUAAGCUUCAGGGGUCAGCGGCCCUUCUUGACAGACACGAUUCCAUUACACUGAGCAAGUGGCUAGUGGACGGCACAGAAACCUUCGAGUUUGUCUGCAGACUGGAGAUUGUGGACUUCAACCAGCAUAUUUACCUCUCUCCUCCCUCCAGUCCCCACCCAGCUAUUGCAGAGGAGGCGCCUAUCCGUCUUGUGCCCCAGUAUCAGGGCUCCAAGUGUCUGGGACAACUGGAGGUGCAGGUCAGAGGAAGCUGGGGCCCUGUGUGCCAACAGAUAGAAAGCUGGAACCCGGCAAUGGGUAGCGUGGUUUGUCGAGAGCUGGGCUGUGGGACACUAUCUUCCGUCUCGACGAAGCAAGACUACAACCAUAAGGUUGACUUCUCCAUCGGUUCCAUAUUGUGCAGAGGAAGCGAGGGACGACUCAGGGAGUGUCAGAUUGAUGAGGUGCAGCCCCUUUGUAACUCAAGGAAGGGGGUGAAAAUGGUUUGCUCAGAUGCUCUGCCAACUACUAAGAUCUCAGUCACAGGCUACAGAGAGGUAUCGAGAGUCGACAUCAGUGAUGAGCACUCGUUGGAAUUGUCCUGCAUGUUCAAUGCCCCUUGGUUUGGUACGGAAAAGCUUUUCAUGGACUUGACGAGGGUCUCCAUAGAUUCGUACAUUAACGUAAUCGACAAUGUGCAAAUCGCCUCAGGAGAGGAGAUGAGGACCAUGCUUCAUGCCCCUGUCUUAUCAGGAGAGUAUGCCUGUAGAAUUAGAGGGUCUGAACAGACUGUGUCCUCAGUGAGGAUCUUCGUGAGCAAAUGGUACAAACCAAAUGUUGGACUCAUCAUCACGGCUCUCCUUACAACCGCAUCUGGAGCAGCCAUAUUAGUGUAUAUGUGUGUCUAUCGGGUCCAGAAGGGGGAGACAGAAAAUGCUGUCACUUCUCAAGGGGUGUCCACAGCUGACCCAGAGGCCUCACCAAGAAUGGAGAGUGUCUAGAAACAUGCAGGAAGCCCCCCCCCCCCCCCCCCCCCGAAAAUCUCCAUAAAAUCCCUAUGCAGUAAACUUUUUGUGUAUUUACAAUUAAAUAAAACGUAUGGGCCUGUCUGAAACGUCACCCUAAACCUUAUAUAGUGGCCUACUUUCUACCAGUCAUGUGGCUCUGGUGAAGACAUUGUGCACAGUAAAGGGACCCACUUGGCACACACUGGUUGAAUCAAUGUUGUUUCCAUGUCAUUUCAAUGAAAUGAUGUUGAACCAACGCAGAAUAAACGCUUCAUUUAUGUCUGUGCCCAGUGGGGAGUAGGGUGACAUUUUUAAUUUGCCCUAUAGGUGAUUCCUCACGAAACUAAAACAAAAAAAGACCAUGAUUUUGGGGAUUUUCACUCAAAUUACUCCGCGAACGUAUUAAUGUCCCAAAGUGGGUUCUCUGCUAGUCUUAACGUUAUGGCCCAUUUUAUACAGAGAAAUUGGCUUGGUAGGCAAUGUAACCAAUCACAGCCCUCCUUGGACAUCCUGCAAAGCACCAACACAGAGGGCGACCAUUUUUUAUACAUUUUCACAUUCACUGUGUUGGUGAUGCUUACAAAGUGGAUCAUAACUUGAAAGUUGAAUGUUGAUAUGUCUGUAGAGUAUAUUAUGUUCAACAAUAAAUAGAAUAUUUAGCUCAAUCAAAAAUGUGAUAUUUUCAAUAUGCACGUUUACAUGUUUCAAAAUUUGUACAUUUGUUAGAAAUGUGUUAUUGAAAUCAAAAUACUACUCAUAUUACAGAGCAAGGGGAGAAGCUUCACACCAACAAUUGCUUUAUAGCACCUACAGAUGAAACAUGGAGUCUUAAAGGAGGCCUGGGUUAGGCCAAAGUGUCAUAGAAUAUUCUAACUUCAAUUAAUUAUUUCCCAAUUAUGUUUUGUGUCAAAUAUAUGUCAACAAUCUUUCCUUCAACAGGAUUAAAUCCUUCUAUGUUGUGAAAAUCUGAAAAUCAUGGUCUUUUUUUGUUCUAGUAACAUGAGGAAUCACUACUACAGUAUGUCUGUUUUUUUAAUAUAUUUUUUUAUUUAACUAGGCAAGUCAGUUAAAGAACAAAUUCUUAUUUUCAAUGACGACCUAGGAACAGUGGGUUAACUGCCUU